This is a messenger RNA of Nicotiana tabacum (common tobacco), 969 nucleotides long. The record is from RefSeq and is a predicted model, not a curated record. Lineage: Eukaryota; Viridiplantae; Streptophyta; Magnoliopsida; Solanales; Solanaceae.
AUGUCUGUCAAUACACAGCAGGCCUUUCAGAGGGUGAUCAAUAUGCAAAGAGAACAUGGGUUUUUCAUUGUUGCAUUGAUGGAACCAUUUCAGAAUUGUAGACAUAUUCAGAGAUACAGAAUAAGGUUAGGUAUGGAUGCUGUUAUGUCAAAUAUUAAUGGUAAAAUUUGGUUGUUGUUUGAUGUUGUGAUUGAAUGGGAGGAUAGCCUGUAUUACUUGGCAAGUGAUAUGGAACUUCCUUGGAUAGUUGGAGGAGACUUUAAUUUUGUAAUGAGUGAAGCUGAAAAGUUAGGUGGUCUACCAGUAUAUCUACCUGAGUAUGAAGAUUUUGUCUUUUGUGUGAACUCUUGUAGACUGUUUGAUCUUGGAUAUAAAGGCAUCCCCUUCACUUGGUGGAAUGGUAAACCAAAUUCUGAAUGCAUCUUCAAAAGGCUGGACAGGAUCUUUAUAGAUAUUAGAGAGGAUAUUGUCAGAGUGAAGGAGAUGUUAUUUGAAGACGAUCCAACCAUUGAGAAUAGGAUUGUCCUCCAAAAGGCACAAGAUGAAUUGACGAAGUAUAUUAGCAUUGGGGAGCAGUAUUGGAAGCAAAAAGAAAGUAUGAACUGGUUUGCUGAAGGUGAUAGGAACACAAGUUUUUUUCACAACCAUGUGAAUGGCAAGAGGCAGAAAUUGCAGCUCAAAAGAAUCCAUAAUGGAGAUGGUGGUUGGUUGGAGUCUCAAGUUCUUAUGGCUGAUGCUGUAGUAGAUAUUUUCAAAAAAUAUUUCACACAUGAAGGGGAUCCUACAAGCUUUGAAUUACUUAAUAAUGUGAACAAUAUGGUGACUAUGGAUCAAAACUUGGAGCUUUGUAAAUUUCCUACAAUCGAAGAAGUCAAGGGUGCAGAUUUUGCAUUAAGUGGAGAUAGUGCCAGUGGCCCUGAUGGUUUUACUGGAUUGUUUUAUCAACAAUGUUGGGACAUUGUAGGGUAG